AUGCCUCCCAAGAAGAAGCAGCCUCAGGUUAGUAACAAAACCAAGCAAAAGGCUGCUGCUCAAAAGGCCGCUGACAAGACCUUUGGUCUCAAAAAUAAGAAUAAGUCGAAGAAGGUCCAAGAGCACAUCCGUCAAGUGCAAACGUCGAGCGAUGGCGGUUUAGCCAAAAAGAAGGAGGCAGAAGCCAAGCGCAAAGCCGAAGAAAAGAAAGCCGCUGAGCAAGCUAAAAAGGAAGCUGCGGCUCUCUUUGGUAUUCAACAACAAAAAGUCCCCUUUGGUACGGAUCCCAAGCUGGUUCUUUGUGAAUUCUUCAAGGCUGGCGUUUGUACGAAGGGUAACAAGUGUAAAUUCAGUCACGACCCCAACGUCGGCCGGAAAGACGCUAAGAAGGACUUGUAUGUUGAUCUGAGAGCGGCUGCCAAGGAAGAAAAGGAAAAGGACAACAUGGAGGACUGGGAUGAGGAGAAGUUGAGAAAGGUGAUUAUGUCGAAGCAUGGCAACCCCAAGACCACCACCGACAAGGUAUGCAAGUACUUCAUCGAUGCGGUGGAAAACCAGAAAUAUGGUUGGUUCUGGGUGUGCCCCAAUGGUGGUAAUGACUGUAAAUAUAAGCACUCGUUACCCGAAGGGUUCGUCCUUAAGACGAAGGAACAACGGAGAAUGGAGAGGCUCGCUGAGGAACUGGCACCCAAAAUCACUCUUGAAGAGUUCAUUGAAAUGGAGAGAGGUAAGCUCGAUAAGCUGAAGUUCACCGCCAUCACCAUCGAAUCAUUUGACAAGUGGAAGAAGUUGCAAGUGGAAAAGAAGGAGGCGGCGGCCAAGAAGGAGGAGGCCCGGGCUAAAAGACCCAAGACGGGACGAGAGGUCAUUUUGGAGAAGUUUGCCGACAAAUUCUACCAAGAAGAAGACGACGGUGGCGAUACUUGGGACUUGUCGCAAUUCAAGAGCGAGCUUCCUGACACUGACGAAAAUGUCAAGGACUACGGUGAUGGGUCGAAGGUUACCUUCAACAAUGCAGAGUAA
Messenger RNA from Diutina rugosa, 1023 nucleotides. RefSeq lists its product as uncharacterized. Gene Ontology annotation, cellular component: cytosol. Bases 1 to 1023 code for a protein of 340 amino acids. NCBI's taxonomy places the organism in Eukaryota, Fungi, Ascomycota, Pichiomycetes, Serinales, Debaryomycetaceae. The transcript has a single exon. Gene Ontology annotation, molecular function: metal ion binding; mRNA binding. The record is from RefSeq and is a predicted model, not a curated record. Gene Ontology annotation, biological process: cytoplasmic translation.